This is a messenger RNA of Onychostoma macrolepis, 2726 nucleotides long. It is a transcript of the gene dio3a, whose product is annotated as iodothyronine deiodinase 3a. The record is from RefSeq and is a predicted model, not a curated record. Lineage: Eukaryota; Metazoa; Chordata; Actinopteri; Cypriniformes; Cyprinidae. The transcript has a single exon. Gene Ontology annotation, molecular function: thyroxine 5'-deiodinase activity.
GUGACUGACUGACAUUCAUUCAUCAUAUAAAAGGGAAGUUGAGCCGCGGAACACCAGAAACUCUUCUGGGAUCGAUCAUGAACACGGCGAAGGCGCUGAAGAACGCGCUGGCGUGUUUGGUGAUUCUGCCGCGUUUUCUCGUCGCCGUGUUCAUGCUGUGGUGUCUUGAUUUUCUGUGCGUGAGGAAAAGAGUUUUGUUGCAUCUGAGGAGUGAGGAGGAGGAGGAGGAGGAAGACCCUCCGCUGUGCAUCUCCGACAACAGCCGCAUGUUCAGCUGGGAGUCGCUCAAAGCGGUUUUCCACGGACACAAGCUGGACUGGAUGAAGUCCGCGCGUCUCGGCCGCGACGCGCCCAACAGUGAAGUGGUUCCGCUCGCGGAUCCGACGCGCAAACGCGUGCUGGACUUCGCCCGCGCUCAGAGGCCGCUGGUGCUCAAUUUCGGAAGCUGCAGCUGACCGCCGUUCAUGACGCGUCUCAAGGCGUUCCAGCGGCUCGUGCUCCAGUACGCGGACGUCGCCGACGCGCUGGUGAUUUACAUCGAGGAGGCGCAUCCCUCCGACGGCUGGGUCAGUUCUGACGCUCCGUAUCAGAUCCGCAAGCACCGGAGUCUGGAGGAGAGGCUGCGCGCGGCGCGGCUGAUGGCACGGGAGGCGCCGGGCGUCGCGAUAGUCGCCGACAGCAUGGAGAACUCGUGCAACAGCGCGUACGGAGCGUAUUUCGACAGACUCUACGUCGUCCAGGACGGGAAGGUGGUGUAUCAGGGCGGCAGAGGACCGGAGGGAUACCGGAUCUCCGAGCUCCGGCACUGGCUGGAUCAGUACCGCAAGCGGCUGCGCGACGCCGUGAUUCGCGUGUAAAGUGACGCGACUUUAGCUAUGUUUCCAUCCACCUGUUUUUGUAGUCUCGCACCGGAUGGACACGCCAAGAUGCGCAUAGAUUUCUAUGCGCACAAUUGAGUAGGAUAAACUUUACGCACAUAAAUGGAAACACAUUCACCGAAUAAAUUCCUCCAUGCACAUUGAAAAAGUCAUGUGAGUCUGUGCUAUGAGACGGGAUAAUUGGGGACCGAUCUCGUUCACAGCAUCUGAAAUGUUGUUUGGGUCGUUCUGAAAUGUCUGAGCAAAGUCUGUCGUCAAUAUAUUUCUGUAUAAUCGUCUUAAACGACUGCGUUCCCAAAUAACAGACAUCCGCCUCAGAAAGCAGUGACAGCAUUUAUUGUGCUUCGUCUGCUCGCUCUGAGCCGCAAGUCAUUCAUCAUAUAUGAACAUUAUUAUAUUCAGUGGCUUCUCCUACUUUUCUUAGAGAUAUUUAGUGCCAGUUUAUCAGGACGUGAUGAUUUUGUUCUCUUUGACUCGUUGGAUGGAAACGGUGCUUUAAUUCGCAAAUGUUUUAUGCGAUAUUCCAGUUUUGCGCGUACAGUAAGUUAAACUCGAAUCUUUGGAUGGAAACAUAGCUUGUAGAUCAGGGUGCGAAUUACAGACCUCCGCUUGGUUUCCUCCGAUGACUGAAGCCUGCGCAUAAUGUGAAGAUUUAGAUGUGAAAUGCAUUUCUGUUGCUCUGACUGAAUCUAAAUUGUGAUUUUGAUUGAAAUGGGUCACACUGAGUAAACUCGCUCAUUCAGAGACGUGCUUUUAGACGGAGUCGCAUCUAAGUGUCUAAACGCAUGUGCAGAGAUGAGAUAAAGUUCACUCUCUUUAACUCAAUGCUAUUGAACUGAAUAUACGAAUCAAACUAUCUGCUAAAAUAACCUCGAGAUUAACAACAAACACUGAAAUAAUAAGAGAGCGCGCUUUAUCUGUCACAUUACUCAAACAAACCCCUUUUCCUUCAGAAGCUGUUUUUUUUCUUUUCUAUAUUUUGAAAUGUCAUUUUUUUAUAUUAAAUAAUGUAUAGCAAUAUUAUUAGCCAACAUGAUGUAAAAUGAAUACAAUUGUAAAUUAACAUUACAAAUAUAAAUGUAAAACAUUUCAAAUUAGGCUUCCUAUCCCAGAUAGCACAUGUAGGUCUGCUAGAUGUCUGUUAAAGAUCACUUGAUCUGGAGAGCAUCUGCUGUGUAUGAUGCCUGUAAGAUUUCAGUUUUACAUGCAUUCUAAAUCAUAAACAUCUUAAAGACAUCUAAUAGACGUCUAUUUGACAUCUGACAGGUAACGACCUGUAGACGUAUUGCAGAUGAGCAAACACUCUGAAAAUACGUCUUGCAGAUGUCAAAUAGACAUCUCUGUAAUGUAUGUGUGCUAUCAGCCUCGCGGUGUAACUCGCACCCUGUCUGUCAGAGCUGCUGCUGUUUCCUUCCAAGACUCAGUUCGUCUUCGUUCUCGUGUUGAGAGCAUCUCCGUGUGUCCCUUCUGUAGAAAGGAUCUUGUUGUGCAUAGAUGCUCACUCUCUUUCCCUCCUGUAUUUUUUGUGAAGGUCGAUUUUUAAAAGGUUCACGACCAGAAGAUCGACACUGAUGUCUAAAAUACAGGACGAAUACAUGUAAAUUAUUCCUUUUUAUCAAAGACAUUUUGUAAUAAAACAUUUCAUCCGGAGGCGUGUUCGUGUAUCUGAAUUACACAGUUCAGUUCUGCAUGAUCAUAUUCACACUUCACGUUCAUAUCAUAAUACAGAUAUUGUGCUCCUGUGAUUUGGAGUCACACAUACAGUAUUUGACACAUUUUCCCACAAUAUUCUGUCAGGUUUCUGUUCUUGAAUCCUUUGCUUCACCUUUAAGGUUCACUCUUAUAAUU